Loxodonta africana (African savanna elephant) is the source of this 6504-nucleotide messenger RNA. RefSeq names its product multiple EGF like domains 9 (gene MEGF9). NCBI's taxonomy places the organism in Eukaryota, Metazoa, Chordata, Mammalia, Proboscidea, Elephantidae. The record is from RefSeq and is a predicted model, not a curated record. Bases 133 to 1935 code for a protein of 600 amino acids. The transcript has 6 exons. Gene Ontology annotation, biological process: tissue development; animal organ morphogenesis.
CCGGGCCGGCCGCCUGUCAGAAGGAGGUGGCGAUGGUGCGCCGGGCGGCGGCGGCGGCUGCGGCGGCUUCCCGGGUCGGAGUGGAGGGAAGAGAAGAUGACUGACCAGCCCACUGACUGACUGACUGAAUGAAUGAAUGGCGGAGCCACGCGCGCCAUGAGGAGCCUGCCAAGCCUGGGCGGCCUCGCCCUGUUGUGCUGCGCCGCUGUAGCCGCAGCCGCGGCGCUCUCGGCCACCUCGGCAGGGAAUGUCACCGGUGCCGGCGGGGCCGCGGGGCAGGUGGACGCGUCGCCGGGCCCAGGGUUAUGGGGCGAGCCCAGUCACCCCUUCUCUAAGACCGCGGCUCCCACGACCCAGGCCCUCAGGACCGGACCUCGGCGCGCUACUGUCCACGGACCUCUGGCUGCGACCUCCUCAGCUCAGUCUCCGGAGACCACCCAUCGGGCGACAGCCGGAUCGGCUCCGACCGCCUUUCAGGCGCCUCUCGGCCUGUCGCCAAGCACCCCUCAGGCGGUGGGACCCACUCCGACAAACCCUCGGGCGACUAGCAAACCCUUGCGGACCACGCUUUCUGCGACCACCAGCCCGGCGCCGACCACCCCUGUAGCGACCACUGUUCCGGCGCCCACCACUCUCCAGACCCCGACCUCGGUUCUCCCCGGCAGCAGCAGCAGCGUCCCGCCCACCCCACCUGCCGCCGACGUCCCUUCUCCGCCCCCAGAGUAUGUAUGUAACUGCUCUAGGGUCGGAAGCCUGGAUGUGAAUCGCUGCAAUCAGACCACAGGGCAGUGUGAGUGUCAUCCAGGUUAUCAGGGGCUUCGCUGUGAAACCUGCAAGGAGGGCUUUUACCUGAAUCACACUUACAGCUCUAGGCUCUGUCUGCCAUGUGAUUGUAGUCCAAAUGGAGCCGUCAGCAUACUCUGCAACAGUUCUGGGAAAUGCCAGUGUAAAGUGGGUGUCACCGGCUCUACGUGUAACCAAUGCCAAGAUGGAUAUUAUGGCUUCAGUGAGAAUGGCUGCUUACCCUGCCGAUGCAGUAAUCGUUCUGGCAGUUGUGAUGCCCUCACAGGUGCUUGUUUAAGCUGCCAGGGAAAUAGCAAAGGGGAUCACUGUGAAGAAUGCAAAGAAGGGUUUUAUCAGAGACCUGAUGCCACUAAAGAAUGUCUUCGCUGCCCUUGUUCAGCAGUGACAUCUACAGGCAAUUGCAUCAUAGAAUUGGGUGAAUUGGAACCUAAAUGUGUCCAGUGUAAAGAUGGUUACACAGGCUGGAACUGCAAUAAAUGUGAAAAUGGCUAUUACAAUUCUGACAGCAUCUGUAUAAAGUGCCAAUGUCAUGACCACGUGGACCCAGUUAAAACUCCAAAGAUUUGCAAGCCUGAGAGUGGCGAAUGCAUCAACUGCCUCCAUAACACCACUGGGUUUUGGUGUGAGAACUGCCUAGAAGGUUAUGUUCGAGACCUCGAGGGAAAUUGCAUCAAGAAAGAAGUUAUUGUUCCAACACCUGAAGGUUCUACCAUUUUGGUUUCCAAUGCCUCUUUGACCACAUCAGUGCCCACCCCUGUUAUAAAUAGUACAUUUACCCCUACAACCCUGCAGACUAUCUUUUCAGUAAGCUCUUCUGAAAACAGUACUUCAGCUUUAGCUGAUGUAUCAUGGACCCAAUUUAACAUCAUCAUUUUGACAGUCAUCAUCAUUGUGGUGGUACUGCUAAUGGGAUUUGUGGGGGCUGUGUAUAUGUACCGGGAGUAUCAAAACCGAAAACUGAAUGCCCCCUUUUGGACCAUCGAGCUGAAAGAAGAUAAUAUCAGUUUCAGCAGCUACCAUGACAGCAUUCCCAAUGCAGAUGUGUCAGGAUUGUUGGAAGACGAUGGCAAUGAAGUGGCUCCCAAUGGGCAACUCACCCUGACGACACCCAUGCAUAACUACAAAGCCUAAGGAAAUAGGAAUAUUCUACUGGAUUGUUAAACCACAGUGCAUAUUAAGACAGCAUCAGCCUUUGGACCAGACAAAGCCUGGAUAGUCUGCUGAGAAAGCAAAGGCAAAUAGUGCAUCUGAAAUUUUCAGGUACAAAUUUGUAAUGCACUUAGCCUGGUACUUACAGUUUUGCCAUGAAGAUCUGAAGCAUUCACUGUUGUUAAGGACUUGAAGUAAAGUAUAUUUUUGUACCAAACCACAUGGGUGUAUAGAAAAGCCGAACCACAUUCUGCAGCCCAAAUUCACUUUGACCUCCAAAUAGACCCUUGGGGAAGUGUUCACCAAACCACCUAUAACAGGAUGAUGAAUGUGCAGAGGGAAAGGACUGCUGGAAGACUUCAUCUCCAUUCCUGAAACACAUUGUUUAAAAGGAGGGUCAGGGAUGAUACUGAUUUUUCUGUAUUAAAAGAUGUCAUUGAGGAAAAGCUAUUUCCAGACUGUAUCACAAUACGCAAUCUUGAUCAUUUGUAGAAUAGGGGCAGAAAAGUCCCAAGAAGAUCUUUAGAAGGGCUUGAUUUUUCCAGGAUUCUUGCUCAAUGAUGGGAUUAAAGCACAGGGUAAGCUUCUAAGGAUAGAGAGAGAAUGAAGGCAGCAUCCAGGAGCAGGAAGCUGGUGGUCCUCCUCAGGGUCUCAGUGUAAAUGACCAAUCGUCUAAAAAUAAGGAAUAUCCCUGCCCCUAGAGAAAUAAGGUGUACAUAGUUAAUGAGCACAUUUGGUCAACAUUUGUAUCUAUUUGUAAAAAAAAAUUAUGUCAUAUUUUAUCUGGAAUUUAUUUGUACAGCAGUUAAUGACAAUGUAAAAAGAAAAUAUUAGGAUUGGAUUGGUUAAAAUACUGUAAAAUGGAUGGCAAUAUUGCUAGAGCUGGGACUCUGGUGAGCACCAGUCAUUUUUAGUCUCUCUUUGGACAUUGCUGAAAUUUGUGAGGUUGAAUGUUUCUAAUCUUUCUUUCUUUUUCUCAAUCCAAAAGUAGAGUUAUAUACCCUUUGACUUAUAAAGGGUAUAGAUUCAAGCAAUAGAGUUUGAAGUCAAUGAUUGCUAAGCUGGGACACAGGCCAUACUCCCCAAACUACUCACCCAAUUAGACACUAGCCACCCUGUGUAAGAGUUAACCUUUACAUAGAUUAAUGUGAAACAUAUCCUCAUUUUAAAAAGUUUUUUUCCUAUACACAAAAAAUAGUCUUCCAAAGGAAUUAGAAAUAUUUUCAUUCCAAAAAAGAAAAGAAAAGCCGUCAUAUCACUUGGGAAUUCCCGGUUUUCAUGCCUGUGAAAUGUUUAUAUUCCCCCCGCCCCAUAGCCCUUCCUCUAUUUCAGCAUAGCUUGUUACUCAUUUGCCACAAGGUGUGUCCUGUCUCUCAGAGGUGCUACAGGUCUCCUAUCUUCUUGUCUGAUUAGAGAGUACCUCUGUAGUUGGGUAUGUGUAGUUAGCCCUUGCUUUUAGAUAUAGUUUUUCCCUAGAGGCCAUGCACUGUUGUUCUCAUCUAUUGUGAUAUCAACAGAUUGUGGAUUAAGUGAGCCAGAGAAGGCAGCCAGAAGUCAAAUACAGUUAUGUAUUAGGAGGAGCAGCAAACUGUGAAGUGGUUAAAAAAAAAGAGUGAAGACUUCUUAUUAGCUUAGACCUAGGACAUUCAAGUUGACACCAUUGCCUAACUUCCCCAGAGAAAAUUCUGGAAUUUGAUCAUCCUUCUGUAAAAAAAACCCAUAAAUUGUUCUCAGGGUUUAGGGAGGAUGCUCUGAAGAAUGUACAAGCAGAUAAUCUACUUCUGAUAACCUGGGGUGCUCUGCGUAUUUGGCCAUUGCUCACAAAAGUAGAUAUUGCAUUACAGUACCUUAAAAUUAUUUAAUAUUUCUAUAGCCCCUUGCAGUUUGCAAAGCACUUUUCUAUAUGUGUGUCCUUUGUUCCUCACCAUAGACCCCUGAGGAAGUGAUUAUUGUCCCCGUUUUACAGAUAAGGAGACUGAGGUUCAGUAUCUUGCUCAAGCUGCACAGUGUGUGUCAUUAUUAGGCCUGGAAUCAGGACUCCUAACUCCAAAGCACAUGUUCUUUCCACUGUAUUCUAAUGCAGAAAUUGCCUGGUCACGACACAAGAAGGCUGGGAGGAAGGGUCCCAUCUGUGGAUGUUUCUAAAUUUUUUUAAGGACAAGAUGCAACCUAGGGCUGUGCAGCUUGAAGGACAGGAGGUUUACUAUCUGGAGCUGUUAUUAGAGAUACGAAAACAGUACUGCCAGCUUGUACUUCAUUAAAAUGAACUUAUCUUUCCUAUCAGUCGGAAUCUACUCAACAGCAACAGGUUUGGUUUUUUUGGGCUAUCCUUCCUAGCCUGCUUUCCCUAGCGGCUGCUGCAUAUGCCUGUACAGACCGUGCACUGCACUGUACAAUUCUACAGAUCCGCCUUCCUCCCAGAUACCCCGUUGUUGUUGUUGUUAGGUGCCAUCAAGUCGAUCCCUACUCAUAGCAACCCCAUGUGGCAGAGUAGAACUGCCCCAUAGAGUUUUCUAGGCCAGUCUUUAUGGGAACAGAUCACCAGGUCUUUCUCCUUCCGGGUGGGUCCGAACCACCAGCCUUUUGAGUAGCAGCAGAGCGCUUUGUGCCACCAGGCCCUUUCCAGAUACCCUACCCCCAAAAAGUUAGGGUUUGGGGACAGUGAGAAAUAAAUGCUUGUCAAACAGAAGUUAUCCCAAUCAAGAAAGGAGUGUUUGUUGGAGUCUAGAGCCAAAGCAAAAUAGUCAGGAUUUUGUCUAUGUAGCAAUUCCUUGCAACAGACCUUAAAAGGUAUUGCAAAAAUUGAAUCAGAAAGAAUGAUUAUCUUUAAAUACUUGUUAAUAUCUCCUAGGUCAUGUUCUUAAUUUUUCCCAAUGGAAACAAAUAAAGGUCUUACAAAUUUUAAUAAAUACACUUUAGUGUCCCCAGCUUUUUGCUUGUGGAAAUAAUUUUGCUCUAAAAUGUAGAUCACUUACGAAGUGAUGUACCACUGCAGUCAGACUAGGAAAACAGUACGGGAUGCACUGCACAAUAUCCAUUCCUCUAAAGGCACGAUCCCUGUGAGCAGUGGUAUCCAGCAGCUGGAUCCCAUCAGUCCUUUAGAAAGCCCGAUAUGGAAAUAAUUUUUUCUAAGGUUUAGAAGCGUGUUUUUUUAAAAAUAAGGCUGAUUGAAUCUUAUUGAUAAAUAACAGAAACGGACUGCUAUUAAGCGAUGCUUUUAUCUUUAAUUCAUUUUAGUAAGCCCAUAUAUAUCUCUGCUAGUUAGAUGCCCUAGAUAAUGUUGUUAAGUAUGUCUUUGUCCUCCCUGACUUUCCCCUCCCUCCCUCUACCCUCUAGCAAACAGAGCUCUCCUAUUAAUGGAAUUUCUCCAGUUAUAAAGAAAAAUGGUAAUAAAAGCUAAACUUCAUUUAUACUUAAGUCCUAUGGGCCUGAUUGUUAAUCUUCCCAGGAAUACCUGGAUUUUAAGAGAGGAGCGCAGAACGGUCAUGUGGUGGGAAGAGAGAGACUUUUUGGAGAGAAUUUGUAGAAGCCUGAAAUUACAUUGCCACUCUUUAGCUUGAAUAUUCCCAGGAAGUUUGACCAUUAAAGCAACACUCAGUGACGACUCUGGUUCAUUUUGGUCAGCUGAGUGCCUUCAGGACAGUUAGCUCUUCUUGUGCUGUUUUAGAGGUAGAGAGCUAAAAGCACCAGUACUUCCUCUUGACAGCUUCAGUAGUUGGAACUGGGUUAUUAAUUAGAUCAUGCACUUUGGUCCUAUACAGAUAGGACACAUAGUAAACACUUACAAUGAACAUCCCUUGGUUGGUAUAUUUUGGGGUAUGUGGGUAGGAGUUGAAUUUAUACAUCUCAAGGAAAGCUCUCUGAUAAAAAAGCUCAGAGAAGUAAAACGCAACCCACAGUAAUCAUUAGAGCAAGGGAAACAUUUUUUAUCUCAUGCAUGAACCUUUGGUCUGUUAUGAUCUUUGUAGUAAGGAGCUCAGGAGCUAAAAUGAGUUUGGUGUGUGCAAGGGAUUUUUUUAAGGGAGUAGUGGAAGGUUAAUGCAGGUUUCUCUUUAACCCUGGGCUGAUGACGAUAUCAAAGGGAAAACCACUGAGAACACACUGACUCAUCUGAAGAAGUCAAAUAAUAUCAAAUCAUCUAAAAGUUAUGGAUCAUUAAAAUUAUGCGUUUUCAAAGUCAAUCAGGAAUCUUUCUUACUUGUUAGUUGUGCGUACGGAAAAACUUUGACAGCAGCCCUAGAAUGUGAGCCCAGAGCUUCAGAUCUAAGUCAAUCCAAAAGCUCAAUGACUUAAAGUCAAGUUUUAAUGCUAGGCACAAGCACUCUGUAAUAUGUUAAAUUUCAGCCAAAGCAGUUAGGGAAUGUUUCUGAAACAUUAAACUUGUAUUUAUGUCCCUAAAAUCCUAACGCAAACUUUAAAAACGUGUCUCAUAUAUCUGCUGUACUAGGCUUCAUGAUGCAUUUCUAAAUUUGUGUAUGAUUUGAAUAUAUGAAAGAAUUUAUACAAGAGUGUUAUUUAAAAUUAUUAAAAAAUAAAUGUAUAUAAUUUGUA